UGGACCGACACUAAACUAGCUAAUGGCCGUAAUGGCGCCGUGAUUGACGUCUACUGCUCCACUCGCGUCCACUCCCGCCUGGUUUGGUCUGUUUUUGCUCUUCGCUUUUACAGAAAGCACGGGAAAUGGCUUGUUCCGCUGUACGAUCGCCCUGUAUUCUUCGUAAUUCUACGGUAAGGCAUUAUGCAGCUGCUGCAGCUGUUCAAUGUUCCAAUGUUGCGAUCCCUGAGCUUCAAGUAUUGUCGAGCAAUAAGGUGACAGUUGCUGCACUUGAUAACAAUAAUCCUGUUGCUCAAUUAUCAAUCAUCUUCAGAGCUGGCUCGCGGAAUGAGGCAUACGAUACGCAAGGCACAAUGCAUCAUAUUCGAAUCGCUGCUGGUCUGAGCACUUGCAGGUCAACUUGCUUUGGAAUAACUAGGAAUAUCCAGCAACUUGGUGGAAAUUUAACUGCUACCACUGAUCGUGAAAGCAUUGCAUAUACAUUACAAAUUACAAGAAAUAACUUAGACAAAGCUUUGACUUUCCUAGAGGAUGUCACCACGCAGCAAGUGUUCAAACCAUGGGAACUAUCUGAUCAGUUACCCAGAUUACGCUAUGAAUUGUCCAUGAUACCCGAGACAACUCGUAUAAUGGAAUUGUUGCAUAAAGCAGCUUAUCAUACUGGACUAGGUUAUUCUCUAUACUCGCCAAAGAGACAGCUUGGAAAAAUCGGCACAGAGACUUUGCAACAUUUUGUCAAUACUUGGUUUACCGGUUCGAAAUGCGCAAUCGUAGCAACGGGCGUAUCGCUGUCGGACGCGACAAAAUUUGCUUCAAAUCUGCAAGUAGGUUCGGGAGAUAAUACUGUGGAAGCUGCCAAGUAUCACGGAGGGGAACUUCGCAAGGAGCGUUCCUCCGAAUUGUCUACUGUAGCGGUAGCCGUUGAGGCAGCGGGUUUAAACAAGGAGAAGGACGUUGUCGCUUACGCCGUGUUGCAGAGAGCAAUUGGUUCUGGUCCUCGUGUAAAAUGGGGCUCGAGUGUGUCUCCACUACACAAAGCAGUCUCCAGUGCGACCAACACCGAUCAAUUUGCCCUUUCGGCAUUUAAUGCUUCUUACAGCGAUUCCGGACUGUUUGGCUUUGUUCUAUCCUCUGUACCUAGCGUUGCCGGUUCCGUAACAAAAGCUGCUACUGCGUAUCUUAGAUCGCCCAAGCUUUCCGAUGCUGAUAUCGCGCGCGGUAAGACUACGUUAAAAGCGGAGAUAUUAUAUGCCGCGGAUAAUGACACCGCAUUGUUAGAAAAUAUGAGACACCAAGUGAUUUUCAAAGGACGCGCGUAUAAACCGGCUGAUCUAGUUGCAGAAGUAGACAAAAUAACUGCAUCUGAAGUCAAAUCGGUCGCUGGGAAACUUGCUGGCGGAAAAUUGUCCAUGGCUGCAAUCGGCAAUUUAUGCACCGUUCCAUAUGUCGAUGAAUUGAAAUAGAUACACACUAAUAAAAAUCUAGGCAGUAUCAUUUACUGUGUGAAUCUUCGUGUCUUUUAAAUAUUUUUUGUCUAGUUCAGCGAGGUAUACACACGUUUAUCAGAGUGUAGAAUCUAUAUUUGCGAUAUUAAUAAUAAAAGAAAAUAUCGUGCUGUA
This is a messenger RNA of Wasmannia auropunctata (little fire ant), 1619 nucleotides long. It is a transcript of the gene UQCR-C2, whose product is annotated as cytochrome b-c1 complex subunit 2, mitochondrial. The record is from RefSeq and is a predicted model, not a curated record. Gene Ontology annotation, molecular function: metal ion binding. The transcript has 7 exons. The coding region runs from base 126 to 1463 and encodes 445 amino acids. Lineage: Eukaryota; Metazoa; Arthropoda; Insecta; Hymenoptera; Formicidae. Gene Ontology annotation, cellular component: mitochondrion.